UCCCUGAGUGAUGAGAUUACAAGCAUGCACCAUGCAUCUAUCUGGUUUACCCACCCGGAUUUACAAGGUGUAGGGUUUCUGCAUGCAAAGAAAACAAUCCACCCCACACCCAUAGCCCCAUCCUGUCUCAGAAAGGGGGGCGAGAGGUGGGGAGAAUGAGGAAGUGUCCUCAAGAAUUGGCGGGAGCUCUUAAGGCGUGGGACAGUGAGGCAGCCUAUAGCUAAUGAUUAACUCAGCAUCUCUAGUCCUGGCAUGAGUCAUUCUGUUCUCUGGGUAAAGUUUUCGCUUAGCUAUUUCAGUUGCAAGUUUUUCUUCCUCCUGCUGAAGGCUGGAGCCUGCCCUUCUGCGGAGGGCCCUUGACCUCGGGUGAUCAGGUUUUAAAACCUGGAUUCUUGGAAUCUCUAGUACACCGUGGCCGGGCGUGGGAACAGGAAGUGAGCGCAGCCCUAGGGACUCGGUCGCCGCGUGGAGCCUCGGAAAGCAAAAGCUAGCAGCGGCCUGCGGCGGGCCUCGUCCCAUAGCCGCUCGCCCGGGGCCCCGGAGCUGUGGCCGCCGGGUCCCGGAGCUGUGAUCCGCGAGCCCCGGAGCUGUGAUCCGCGAGCCGGGACUCUGCCGACAGUCUUGCUGUGUAGCCCUAACUGCCCUGGGACUGCUGUGUGGAGCAAGUAAACUUCGAACUUGUGGUGAUCCCCUUGCUUCUGAGUAUUCAGUGCUGGCAUUACAGGGUCACUACUUUCCUGCCACUUGAACAGAAUGGAUUUCAGAAACUGUCUUUACAAGAUUGCUGAAUGCCUGGUCAGUGAUGAACUGGCUGCCCUCAAGUUUCUGUGCUUGGACCACAUCGCACACAAGAAGCAGGAACCCAUCAACGACGCCCUGGUACUAUUUGAGGUACUACAGGAAAAGGGACUGUUGGAGGAAGGCAAUCUGUCCUUCCUGAAGGAACUGCUUUUCCUCAUCAAACGGCUGGACCUGCUGGCCAACUUCCUGAACAGCAGCAAGGAGGAGAUGGUGAGGGAGCUGCAGGUUCUAGACAAAGCCCAGGUUUCUCCUUACAGGGUCAUGCUUUUUCAGCUCUCAGAAGAUGUAAGCACGAUGGAAUUGAAGUCUUUUAAGUUUUUUUUGAAUAAAGAGAUCCCCAAAUGUAAGCUGAAUGACGAUAACUCGAGCCUGCUUGAUAUUUUCGUGGAAAUGGAAAAGAGGCUCCUUCUGACAGAAAACAACUUGGACAUCCUGAAGUUGAUCUGUGAACAGGUCAACAAGAGCCUGCUGGAGAAGAUUGAGGGUUAUGAAAAUUCAAGCAGAGAGAGAAGAAUGAGCCUCGAAGCAAGGACAGAUUCACCAGUUUCAUUUUUAGAUGGGGAGAGUCACUUCAGAAUGCAGGAAAUGUGGGACUCCCUACAAGAACAAUGUAGCCACUCACAGGUAUCAGACAGAAUUUACCAAAUGAAGAGCAAACCUCGAGGAUACUGUCUGAUCUUCAACAAUAAUGAUUUCAGCAAGGCGCGGAAGGACAUACCCAAACUCCACAAAAUGAAGGACAGGAAAGGAACAAACUAUGAUGAAGAGGCGUUGACUGAGACCUUUAAAGAGCUUCAUUUUGAGGUUGUGCCUUACAGAGACUGCACGGCCAGUAAGAUCCAUGACGUUCUAGGAUCCUACCAAAGCAUGGACCACAAGAACAAAGACUGCUUCGUCUGCUGCAUCCUGUCCCACGGAGACAAGGGCAUCAUCUACGGCACUGAUGGGAAGGAAGCCUCCAUCUAUGAACUGACAUCUUAUUUCACUGGUUCAAAGUGCCCUUCCCUGGCUGGAAAACCCAAAAUCUUUUUUAUUCAGGCUUGUCAGGGGGAUAACUACCAGAAGGCUGUACUUGUUGAGACUGACUUGGAAGAGAAGGACAGCUUCUUAGAUGUGGACUCAUCUCAAAAGAACUAUAUUCCAGAUGAGGCUGACUUUCUGCUGGGAAUGGCUACUGUGAAAAACUGCGUAUCCUACCGAGAUCCCACACAGGGAACUUGGUACAUCCAGUCACUUUGCCAGAGCCUGAGGGAAAGAUGUCCUCAAGGCGACGAUAUUCUCAGCAUCCUGACUGGUGUGAACUAUGAUGUGAGCAAUAAAGACGACAGGAAGAACAUGGGGAAACAGAUGCCUCAGCCCACCUUCACACUACGGAAGAAGUUGUUCUUCCCUCCUAACUGAUGUGUGCUCUACAAGGUUGACAUUGUGUCAGGCUAUGCACUUUUGUUGGGGGGGUGAGUUUUAAUUUAUUUUUUAUGAUUUAUUUUGAGAUAUAAUUUCAUUUACCUCUUCCCUUUCCUCCCUUCAAACCUUCUCACAUAAUCCUCUUUGCUGUCUUUCAAAUUCAUGGCUUUUUUUUUUCAUUAAUUGUUGUUACAUGAAUAUAUAUAUUCUUUUUCAAAAACACAA
Molecule: messenger RNA, 2430 nt
Organism: Phodopus roborovskii (desert hamster)
Lineage: Eukaryota; Metazoa; Chordata; Mammalia; Rodentia; Cricetidae
Gene: Casp8
Product: caspase 8
Exons: 10
Coding region: 754-2202 (482 amino acids)
Biological process (GO): apoptotic process; proteolysis; negative regulation of extrinsic apoptotic signaling pathway via death domain receptors
Molecular function (GO): cysteine-type endopeptidase activity; protein binding
Source: RefSeq, a predicted model, not a curated record